AUGGUUGAUCAAACAUUACUUGCCAGAGCUCGAAAAGCUCGUUACGAUGAUUUACCAAAUUUCUCGGGACAUCCAUCAGAAGACGCUGAACGAUUUUUAAAGAGCAUAAAAAAUAUCACAAAAGCCAACAACGAUCCGGCGGACCCGAUGUUUCUCGAAAUUGUUCGCGGCAAAUUAACACAAAAUGCCGGCUUAUGGUUCGACGACAACGAAUCUCAGUUUAACAGAUGGUCAGAUUUCGAAACGACAUUUCGAAAUCGUUAUUUUUCAACGACGAACGUAAACACUAAAUUCGAUAAAUUAUCACAACGAAAACAACAACCCGACGAAUCAGUAACUGCGUAUUACGAUGAUAUCAUCACGUUAUGCCGAGAAGUUGAUCCAAACAUGACAGAUGCCAUUAUCAUCCAACAUUUAAUGAAAGGCAUCAAUCCGGAAUUCCGAAAGGAACUUACGCGUCGACAAACUGCAAUAGCGACAUUGCCCGAAUUUCUUCGAAUAGCAAAGCUUGAACAAGAUCUUCACGAUGUAUUUACACAGUCACAAGAAGUAAUGACACAGCCCGAAGCCUAUCCGAUGUACCACCUUGGUUCUGCAAAUAAUCGGAACAUACCACGAAAGAUCCCGGGAUACGGACAACAACUUCGUAACUUAUGGAGUCAAAAUUCUCGUUCAACACCUAUGAAGAACUCCGAUCAAAAUCGAAACUCGUAUUCGAAGAUUCCACAAAUAACAUCAAUACGUAAACAAACAUCCAAUUCUACGACCGAAACAGGACUCGAUCAGAAUAAUCAAACACCACAUCAAUCAUGUAAAGUCUGUGGAAAACAAAAUCAUCGUUCAAUUGACUGUUUUAAAAAACGCCAAUCCGGCUGUUUCAAUUGCGGUCAAGGACAUCCAGUCCGCAAUUGCCCAGAUCCACCGCAUUUUCAAUAA
Molecule: messenger RNA, 936 nt
Organism: Adineta ricciae
Lineage: Eukaryota; Metazoa; Rotifera; Eurotatoria; Adinetida; Adinetidae
Source: the annotation of a GenBank genome assembly